Messenger RNA from Diachasma alloeum, 5953 nucleotides. RefSeq names its product diacylglycerol kinase 1 (gene Dgk). Gene Ontology annotation, biological process: lipid phosphorylation; intracellular signal transduction; diacylglycerol metabolic process. The transcript has 15 exons. Gene Ontology annotation, molecular function: ATP-dependent diacylglycerol kinase activity; calcium ion binding. Bases 410 to 3115 code for a protein of 901 amino acids. Gene Ontology annotation, cellular component: plasma membrane. The record is from RefSeq and is a predicted model, not a curated record. NCBI's taxonomy places the organism in Eukaryota, Metazoa, Arthropoda, Insecta, Hymenoptera, Braconidae.
GCGCGUGUGCGCAUCGCGAGUGCUCCCCCACAAUUCUCAUGCACUCAAAAUCAUCGCUGUUCUCAUCCACGCUCGAUGCAUUACCACUGCAUCAUCACCCCGAGAAAACAACCAACCUCCCCUCGAGACCGUCAAUUGCCUCAAAAUCACUAAUUAAUGACUGAACAAACAAUAAUUCCGUUGACGAGGAUUAUUCGCACAAACUCCGUGAGCCGACGCAUUUUUGUGAUGUUGAGAUAAGGGAUUUUAUCAUUAAACAAGAUUUACAUCUUCAUCUUGUUGACACAAGUGAAAACUAAGCGGGAAAGUCGUGCCCGGAGGGAUGGCGCCGUUAUGAUGUCAGAUGCAGUGAUCACGGUGAAUUGGGUUGGCUGCCCACGAGAUACCCGCAGAUAAUAACCAAUCAAGGAUGACCCUACACUGGGACAAAUUGUCUCCAGCAGAAUUUCAGCAACUUCAGGAUUUGGCUGCGUACUCAACGCGAAAACUUGAGGAUGUACUCACCGAGUUUUGUGGCAGCAAUACAACACCGGGUGGCCUACCCAAGUAUCAUCCAGAUGGGGACAUCGAUUACGAGGGCUUUCGCAAGUUCCUGGACACAUACCUCGAGGUCGCCACACCCGACGAAUUAUCACGUCACCUAUUUCUGUCAUUCCUCAAGAAGGGAUCGAAGAAUGCGGAUGGCAAGGCAUUCAAAGAAAUGGCGGCGUUAUCGUCGACGACAGCGUGUGCCGCCAUAACUUCACACACGACGUCGAAUACGAAUGUUAACAGUACUGGUUUAGUGACUGCAACUAGUGAGAGCCACGGGUCGUCUCUGGCGGAUAAGAUUCAUGGACUUACGGAGAAAAUUCAGGCUCUUGGGCAUCACAGGGCAGACAGCGAGGCGUCUGCUCGCACGCGAACAGGAAGCGUGCAUCCGAUGCUCACCGUCGCACACACGUCAUACAGCUGUCACGACGUCCUCGAGAAGAAGAGCACGGAUAGCAGUCCAAGUCACAGCCAAGUCUCCCGGAACUCAUCGAGAAAGUCCAAUAAUUCACUUCUAGUUAACAAUGGAAAACUAGAAGAAAUGCGGCACAUAGUCAGAAAGCAGAGUACCAUCGACGUAUACUCAGUCAAAGUGAGCUUGAAAGAUAUUGUCUGCUAUCUCUCCCUCCUGGAAGCCGGUCGACCCGAGGACAAAUUGGAAUUUAUGUUUCGUCUCUACGACACGGACGGUAAUGGAGUGCUGGAUACAAAUGAAAUGGACUGUAUUGUUAACCAAAUGAUGAACGUCGCGGAGUAUCUCGGUUGGGACGUAUCAGAGUUAAAACCCAUACUCCAAGAUAUGAUGAUUGAAAUUGAUUACGAUGCUGACGGAACAGUAUCCCUGGAGGAAUGGAAACGAGGUGGAUUAACGACUAUUCCACUGCUGGUUCUACUAGGUCUUGAUUCUCACGUGAAGGAGGAUGGAAAUCAUUUGUGGAGGCUGAAGCACUUCAGCAAACCGGCGUACUGUAAUCUCUGUUUAAAUAUGCUUGUAGGACUUGGCAAGAAGGGUCUCUGCUGUGUUUUCUGCAAGUACACGGUGCAUGAAAGAUGCGUCCAGCGAGCCCCAGCAUCAUGCAUAGCAACUUACGUGAAGAGUAAGAAGACAUCCCAGACAAUGGUUCACCACUGGGUGGAGGGUAAUUGCCAUGGAAAAUGCUCAAAAUGCAGAAAGACCAUCAAGAGUUACAACGGUAUUACUGGACUCCACUGUCGCUGGUGCCAGUUAACUUUGCACAAUAGAUGUGUCUCCCAAGUGAAGGCUGAGUGUAAUCUCGGUGAGCACGGUGUACACAUACUUCCACCCACAGCUAUUUGUCCAGUUGUAUUGGACAGACAGAGAUCGUUAUCGAGGGACAGUAAAAGAGGCAGUAAACAUGGCCAAGAUACGUCUUCCAUCGGUUCAGGUGCCUUCCUCAGUUCGAGUAACUCCUCGAAUCAACAGCCAGCCAUGUCAUUCCAAAUAACUCCGGCCGCCGGUACAACACCACUCUUGGUCUUCAUCAAUCCCAAGUCGGGAGGAAGACAGGGUGAGAGAAUGUUGAGAAAGUUUCAGUAUAUACUGAACCCUCGGCAAGUUCAUAAUCUAGCCAUUGGUGGCCCCAUGCAAGCUUUACAGAUGUUCAAGGACGUUCCGAAUUUCAAGGUCAUCUGUUGUGGAGGCGAUGGGACAGUUGGAUGGGUAUUGGAGACAAUGGAUCGAGUUCAAUUUGAGUAUCAACCAGCUAUCGGCGUUAUUCCUCUGGGCACAGGAAACGAUUUAGCCAGAUGCUUGAGGUGGGGAGGUGGCUACGAGGGUGAGGCAAUCCACAAAGUUCUGAAGAAAAUAGAAAAAGCAACACCAGUGAUGAUGGACCGGUGGCAGAUUGACGUCACUGACCAAAAAGAGGAGAAAAAACCGAAUCACGAUUCCAUCCCCUACAACAUAAUAAACAACUACUUUUCGGUGGGUGUCGAUGCAGCCAUUUGUGUUAAAUUUCAUCUCGAGCGUGAGAAAAAUCCCGAAAAAUUCAACAGUCGCAUGAAGAACAAAUUGUGGUACUUUGAGUAUGCCACGACCGAGCAGUUUGCUGCCAGCUGUAAAAAUCUUCACGAGGAUCUCGAGAUUAUUUGCGAUGGAACACCAUUGGAUCUGGCACAUGGCCCUUCCCUACAGGGUGUGGCACUCUUGAACAUUCCAUUUACCCAUGGUGGCUCGAAUCUCUGGGGUGAGCAUCAUGCACGACAUCGCCUUGGGAAACGAAAGAAACGUCCUGACAAAGAACUCAGCACCAGCAGUUUCAAUUCCGUGGAUCUCACUGUUGCUAUUCAGGAUAUUGGGGAUAAUCUCAUUGAGGUGAUUGGAUUAGAGAAUUGUUUGCACAUGGGACAAGUCAAAACCGGACUGAGGGCCUCGGGGAGACGAUUGGCACAGUGUAGUAGUGUUACUAUUACUACGAACAAGCGAUUUCCUAUGCAGAUUGAUGGGGAACCUUGGAUGCAAGGACCAUGCACGAUACGUAUCACCCACAAAAAUCAAGUGCCAAUGCUAAUGGCACCCCCUCCAGACAAAAGUCGAGGAUUCUUUCGAUUUUUGAGAAGAUGAAAGAAAGAAAAAAUCGAUAUCAAGAUAGAAUUGCCAGAUUCUUGAGGAUCACUGGCACAUGAAAGUGGAAAUAAUAUCGCAUUACGGCUUUCCUUUUUACAUUCGCAAAAUUUUCAAAAUAUAAUUGAUUAAUCAAUUGAAUAAACAAAAUAAGAGCCUGAAGGGAUCAUCGUCUUAUGAAUACAGUAUUUUACUUUCAGUCAAGACCAAAAAGAAUUUAUUCGACUAGUCAUUUUACAGCUUUACCUCCGCAACUGUACUUAUUGAUUAUUUAUUACUGUUUGCUAUUGAUAAAUUAUUUAGUUUUGUACAUAAUUUAUAAUGGAUUACGUAUUGAUUAUUGACAUUCUAAAAUAUUCGUCUUGUUAUUUCUUCAUCGAGAAUUUAAGGAAGAUAUUACGCUGAGAUGGGGUGAAUUUAUAUUACUACAUGCAUAUCUGUUAGCGUGUACGAGAUAACACAAUGUUCAAUGUUAUAAUUUUAUAGAUUAUUAUCCAUUUUUGAACUUUUUGUCUUCCGUAAAGAUCAUUUUUGUGCCAAUAUAACAGCUUAACAACCGUUUUGGUUGGGCAAUGUCUGUGCUAGUUUAACUGAAUGUAGCCUUUAUGGAUUUAAACCACAAAAUUUUGUAUAAGAAUGAUCAGUGUAAUAGGAGAUAGCACGGAAAAAGGCAAGAUGAUAAAUAAUUCUCAAAUGCAUGAUGGGACUAGUGUUUCGCGCCGCAUUGCAGUGAUUUCUUCCAAACAUUCACCGGAAGUCUUGACAAACGGAAUUGCAUCCAGUUCUUUUUUUUCCGUGAAAUCUUCAAUCUGAAGGCUUUGAGAUGCAAAGACAAAAUCAAGUUCUUCUCGCAAUUAAAAGUGAAAGAGAAUAAAAAAAGUGUAGAAGAUUAUUCAACUAAGCCAGUAUAAUUUAGGAAAAGGAUGGAAUAUUAAUGAAAAUGAGGAACACCAAUAAUGAAAGCGUGAAAGCUAACAAAAAUUGUAAUUACUCUCCGUCCGAUUGAUAACAAAAUAAAUGGGAAACAAAACAAGACAUACCACGCAACAUAGCUGAUUACCCCUUAAAUUAUAAUUCACCAGAGCAGUGUAACAAUGUUGAGAUGAAACUUGUGAGGAGUAUCAGCAGAAAUUAACGGAUUUUUAUGCAGUUUUGAGAUGACAAAGAGACGAAGGGAAAAUAUUUUUCGACAAGUUCCAAGUAUCACCUGCUUUGAGACAUCAUAAUGAAAGUGAAUUUUCUUUUCAAAACAAAAAAAUUGUAUUGAAAAAAUAGUUAUAAUGAUGAUAAUUUCGUAGAAUUAGUUGUAUUAGGAGAAAACAGUGUAUUAAUUGCUCUCUAGAGGAAUAUUGCUUCAUUUAGACAGAGCUGGGGGGCAUAUUUCACGAAAAUUAAAUGGAAAUAGUAUAUUAAAGGGGUCUUCAGGAUGCUAUACAAUAUCACUUGAGGAUUGAAUGGAAUAGAUAGAUUCUAUGAGAAUGAUUAAUGAAAUUGCCAUAAACUUCAAACUGUAUUUUCUAAUCUAUACAAUUGCUAUUUCGCAAUGAAAAAUAGUCGUGAGUACUGCAAUUUAAAAAAUUGAGUAAUAUUCGGCCCAGCUCUGCAUUAGGAUUACACUAUGAAAACCUGAUUUUUACCGGGCCCAUAUCCUUUCGGAGCACUUUAUUUUGAAUAAUAAAUAUAAAUUUAUCACAGGGACCAUUUAUCUCUCACUUAUUGGCCAACGACAGUCGCUUGGAAUCGUGGAAAAACCGAAGAAUGAAAAAACUCAUGAAACAAAAAAAAAACUGUAUCUUCCAUUCAUCAGUCUUAUUGUUCAGUGUAGUUCACAAGACUAAGUUAGCUUUUUAUAAUAAUCAUAUUAAAGAAAUAUACCUCUCGAAGUCAAAUUCAAUAAUGAACGAAAUCGAAACUAGCGCACUACCCCACACGAAUCCGAUGCAACUAUUAUUUUUUAUGCAUUCACCGUAGUUUAUUAUAUAUAUAUAUACAAAUCGAUAUAUUUAGGUGAUUCAAUGAACUAUUACGCUUAUGAGGAAAGAAAUGAAUUGAUAAAAAUGAAAAAACAAUAAAAAAUUAAUCCCCGAAUUGUUGAAUUUCGUCUUCGGUGAUUUUAGUGAAAAAAAAUAUGUAUGAAAAGAAUUGUUAUUGUAAGUGAGAAAUUAUCUUUAGUGAUUGAGAGCAAUGCAUAGUAUGAAACUGGCAUGAAUUUAUCAAAUUUUCAGUGCAGAAUCCUAUCUAGUGGAUUGUAAAUGUCGCAUUAAGAGACUUGAUAUAUAGAAGAAGAAAGAAAAUAUUAAAUCAAAAUUUUGAAAAUUCAGUUUACUGUUCUGUUUUAUUCAUCACUUUGUUUUGUAAUUGGAGUAUUAGGGCAACGUCUCAGUGGGCUUUGUCGAUGAUAGUGCUGAGACCCAAAAAAUCGCGCAGAUGAAGCAAGAGCAAAAUGACAAGGCUCUGGGAAUAAUAUUCAAGAGUGAAAAUGAGACACUCCCAUAAGACAAAUAAUACAUCUCGAAUAAUAAUCAAGUGUUUCGAACCAAUUCUUUUGAAUGGACAUUGGUUGAUGUGAUAUUGGCAGGAGCAGUGACACAUGCACUAGGCAUUGAGCGUUGAUUCUAAGACUAAAUGGGGAAUUCCAAUACGAAGUGAAUUUUGAAUAAGUAGCUCGAUCUAAACUGCCACUAUCUUUUUGGGUCUUAUUAUACGUUUGAGCACUACUGCCAUUUUCCAAGUAAAAGUUUAGAGUUUUAAACUCACAUUCGUGAAUUGACGAAUACAUGAAAAUAUAUGGAGAUUAAACAUUUAAAGAACCUGUAUAGUGUACAAUAAUGAAUCAAA